Molecule: messenger RNA, 1224 nt
Organism: Cryptomeria japonica (Japanese cedar)
Lineage: Eukaryota; Viridiplantae; Streptophyta; Pinopsida; Cupressales; Cupressaceae
Exons: 1
Coding region: 1-1224 (407 amino acids)
Source: RefSeq, a predicted model, not a curated record
AUGACGAAAAAGAGUAAAAAGCAGGGUGCAAAGGAGUGGAACAUACAAGUAGCAGACUCAGAACAACGUUACACAUGGUUUGAUGAUGUGAAGGGCAGGUUCGAAUUUUUCAAGGCGGAAGACGAUAAGCCAUAUGAUAAGUCAGGAAAGCUUUCUUCUGUCUCCAUAAACAAAGUGCCCAUGUAUCUCAAGGGUUUAAACAGAGAUGCAUAUCUUCCUCAGGUGGUCUCUUUGGGCCUUUAUCAUCGUCGGAUAUCUCAACCACUCUCUGAAAUAGAGUUAUACAAAGUAGAAGCCGUAAACAGAUCUGUGAAAAGGCUCCCAGAAGCCCAGCAGCACGCGCGCUUUCUAAUCCAAGAAGUGCAGCAGUUACUUCCAGAAAUUACAGCAAGCUAUGAAGGAGAAACAGAAUGCGAGGAAGAAGUCCUUGCUUGGCUCUUCACUCUAGAUGGGUGUUUCAUUCUUGAGAUUCUCAGGCUUCUCAGCGAUGAAUCACAGUGGAAUCUCAAUGGUGAUUCACGAUGGAACCUGGAUCCUGUUUUUUAUAGAAACAGGGUCCGGUCUUGUCAAUUUGAUAUUUUGACUGAUCUUAUAUUGCUUGAAAAUCAGGUGCCCAUAGUCCUCCUCCUUAGACUGUUAGAGAUGGAGGACUCGUUAACAGAAGAAAUGGCGAGGACAGAGCUGCUCAGAAUGAUAUGUGAUGGUAUAAUUGCCUUAGCUCACCCUUUCUCCUAUUCUCUGCAGCCAGAAACAGGGGAGCAACCUACAGAGCACAAAGAACGCGAGGCAAAAUUGAUAGAUGCCCUCCAGUUAAAGUAUAGAAAUCUGAAGGAAUACAACCAUAUUUUGGGAUUUUUUCAUGAUUUCAUUAUGCAUGAGUCACAGGCUACCCAGGACGGAGAAAAGCCAGAGGAUGUUCAUAUUACAGUACCAGAGAGCCGUCAUCAUCUUUAUCGUGGUCGUCUGCUUCAUCGUCAUAAAACAGCUCAUGAACGUAAAAAGGAGUCUCACUAUCAUCAUCUCACUGCUUCUGCUACAGAGUUAUGGGACAGUGGAAUGAAACUUAAGUCGUACGAAGGAGUUCCAUCAGCCAUGUACCUUCGUUUCGACAAAGAGAAAAAGACUCUGUUUCUCCCUGUGAUAUGGAUAUCUGACACUACAGAGAUGAUCUUCAGGAACUUCAUGGCUAGGGACGUCUGCCAAGUAAAAAGGAACUCAGCAUAA